Peromyscus maniculatus bairdii (prairie deer mouse) is the source of this 307-nucleotide messenger RNA. NCBI's taxonomy places the organism in Eukaryota, Metazoa, Chordata, Mammalia, Rodentia, Cricetidae. The record is from RefSeq and is a predicted model, not a curated record.
GUGCUGAGUGCAGGGAUCGGUCUUGGAGGGGAUGGACCUGGGUUUUGGAGAGAGAGAGCGCAGAAGAGGCUGCCUUGGUGCUGUGCUGAACUGGCUGGGACACGUGAGGUUGCAGGAAAUGCUGUCCUUCUGGGAUGUGGCCAUUGAGUUCUCUGCAGAAGAGAGGGAAUGCCUGGAGCCUGCUCAGUGGAAUUUGUACAGGGAUGUGAUGUUGGAGAAUUACAGCAACCUUGUGUUCCUUGGUCUUGCUGUGUCUAAGCCACACCUGCUCAUCUCUCAGAAGUGUAUGAUGGUUUAUGUCUCUUAA